AUGCCCGGCCCCGCGAAAACGAAAUACUCCGGAAACGGCUCCUGGGACCAGAACUGGACGUCGGCAAUGGAAAGCAUGGUCCGCCGAGGUCACGAUGAGGGCAAGGACAUCCACGAAAUCACGGAUGACUUGCAUGGCGCGUACGGGCUUGCUCGCUGGGAAAGCGUGCGCGACAAGAUGAAGGAGCUGUGGCCGGGGGAGGCUGUCAAGGGGGCCUGA
Molecule: messenger RNA, 219 nt
Organism: Coniosporium apollinis CBS 100218
Lineage: Eukaryota; Fungi; Ascomycota; Dothideomycetes
Exons: 1
Coding region: 1-219 (72 amino acids)
Source: RefSeq, a predicted model, not a curated record